Molecule: messenger RNA, 12470 nt
Organism: Mustela erminea (ermine)
Lineage: Eukaryota; Metazoa; Chordata; Mammalia; Carnivora; Mustelidae
Gene: ZNF462
Product: zinc finger protein 462
Exons: 13
Coding region: 2154-9848 (2564 amino acids)
Biological process (GO): regulation of gene expression
Cellular component (GO): nucleus
Source: RefSeq, a predicted model, not a curated record
CUCUCUCUCUCCCCCUCUCUCUCCCCGAAGUUGGGAUGCGGGGUCGGGAUGUGUCGGGGGGGGGGGGUGGCUGCUGCCGCUGCUGGUGCUGCUGGUGCUGCUGGUGAGGAGAGAGGCGAGGAGCGGGGGGCACGGGCCGCGUGGGGGGGGGGGGGUGCGCAGGUUCAGGAGCUGCUGAGGAGCUGUCUCCAGGCUGGGGGUUCAGAAGCGUCUGGUGGAGGAGGACAACGGUUUCUGGAGAGGAGAAGCCAUUACACACGCUUGGCUCUCUGAGCAAGGGAGAAAAGAAGGCAGGGGCCUGGGGGUCGCCUCACUCCUGGUGCAGUUCCCAGGGGUCUGCCCUCCUUCCAGGCUCGAGGGGAAGCCGCAGCCGCCCCCCAUUGGAGCAGCCCCUCUCUUUCCCUUUCUUUAUCUCCCUGUCCUCCAUUUGCAAGCUGUCUGCUUUGGUUCCAGUCCAGACUCCAAAACACAAAGCUCCUUCUCACGUUCAUUCUCCAGGCUUUUCACCAUUCCUGAAGGAACCCUCAUUUUCUUUUCAUUGUAGCUUCUAACCUACAGAGAGGGAGGGAGGCUGCCUGGAGUUCCUUUUUAUAUUCCUCCUCUACCCAAAGGGGGAAAAAAAAAGUUUUAUUUUUCAGCACGCGUCUGGGAUGGGAAAAGACCAACCAGUUGGGGCUUUUCUCCCAGAGCUCCCGGGGGGUUGUGUCUGAGUGUCUGUGUUGGUGGUUUGGUUUGCUUUGGUUUUGUUUCUGGAGGUGGCUUGCAGGUUUUGGGAGGAAGUGACUAGUUUGGUUGGGAGCUGGGAACUGAGUCAGGUAAGCCGUGUCAUGUUGUAACUCCACCAGAAAAUGGAGGAGAGCGGGUUUCCAGGAGACAAAGCUGAGAUGAGAAGUGUUUAUAAAAUUAUGGAUGUCUCCAUUUUGAAGCUCUGUUGGUGAUGGCUGGAGGAGGUUUGCCUGCCUACUCCUUCUUCUUUUCCAGGGUGAAAUCUUGUGGUGGUUCCUCACCAUCUAUUCAUUAUGCAAGGAAAGGAGGGAGUUGUAAGGGCUGCUCAGAUUUUUCUUCCACCAAAGGAGUGCUUUCACAAGUUAUUGAGGCAUUUGUUUCCAUUUUAAAGUAAACUUUUGAAAUUUUUUUUCUUCUUUUGAGUGGACCUGAAGGGUUUUGACCUCCUUCAGGAAAGGCAAGGCAAAAACCUUAAACAUUUUCCACCGAGGUCUUCACCCAACUUUUAAGCUCCUCCAGGUCUCCUGAAAAGUCACCAGGAAUUGUUAUUUCCUCAUUGUGAAGAUGGUGGUGGCCCUAAAGCUGAGAUUAUGGAGUUCUGGGGCUUGGUUUUCAUCAUGAUUUGAUGCAUGGCAAGACUUUAUUGUCUGGUUUGGGCUGAUUUCUGCAAAAAGGGAUAAGAACAACAACAACAACAAAUCCUGCAAGCUCUCAGAGGAACCCUAAGACUGACUGACCCCAGUUUCUCCAGAGUCCACAUUUCUCUUCAGGUUGUUCCAUUUGUGUAUAAGGCCUUCUUUUAGUUCCUUUGUUUUCCCCCUUCCCUUUCAUUCUGCUCUUUUUCUCUGUGUUCUCAAGUACUGUAAGUCUUCAGAAAUAUCAGAUGUCUUCUUAACAAUGUCACUAUGGAAACAAAUUUUUAAAAGAUUAUGUCUGUGGAGAAAACCUUAUGUCCAGGUAUCUUCACCUUUUUAAUUGGGAAGAAUUUAGUAGUCCUGAGGAAGACAUUUUGUGAGGAUGACUUGAAGGAAGGACCCAGUACUACCCCAGUCCACACACAUUGAUUGGAGUUCUUCGCAGAUUAGUUCUAGAGAAUGUAUGUAAUUGAUCCAAGUAAAGAACAAAAUCCUGAAAUGCUUGAGGAAUUUAUAAAAGCCAACCAUGAAGAUGUUGCUUUACCAUUAGGUAAGGUAGCCAUCUUGAGGGUGAGGGAAGAUGUUGGAAGUAUUUUAGGAGGACUACUGAUAAGAUAGGUGAGGAAGCCUCCACAGUGGAAUGAAAACUUGGAGGAGAUUCAGAACCAAUUAAUAUAUUGUAAGGAGGCUGACUGGACCUUGUUUUCAACUAAGGAGAGACAUAGAAAGGUACCAGCUUCAACAGAAAUAAGGGACACAUUGGUUCCUAAUGUGAGAAGGUAGGCCCAGAUCAUGGAGGUGCUACAGUGUGAUGGCUGUGACUUCCGAGCCCCAUCCUACGAAGAUCUCAAGGCACACAUCCAGGAUGUCCACACAGCAUUUCUGCAGCCAACUGACGUUGCUGAAGACAAUGCUAAUGAGCCACGAUCCGGGUCCAUGAAUGCCAGUAAUCAGACAGAGAUGGAGUAUUCUUCGAUAAAGGACGAAUUUGCGAUCGCAGAGGAUUUAUCAGGUCAAAAUGCAACUGCAUUGGGGACCGGAAGCUACUAUGGCCACAGUCCAGGAUAUUACGGUCAGCAUAUUGCCCCUAAUCCCAAACCAACAAACAAGUUUUUUCAAUGCAAGUUCUGCGUACGCUACUUCAGGUCAAAAAAUCUCCUCAUCGAACACACAAGGAAGGUCCACGGAGCUCAAGCUGAAGGGAGUUCGGCGGGCCCCCCCGUUCCAGGAUCCUUAAAUUAUAAUAUCAUGAUGCAUGAGGGAUUUGGAAAGGUCUUCUCUUGCCAGUUUUGCACAUAUAAGUCACCGAGGAGGGCGAGAAUAAUUAAGCACCAGAAGAUGUAUCACAAAAACAAUUUGAAGGAGACCACUGCUCCCCUCCCUGCCCCCGCUCCAAUACCAGACCCUGUGGUCCCACCCGUGUCCCUGCAGGACCCCUGCAAGGAACUGCCAGCAGAGGUCGUGGAGCGCAGCAUCUUAGAGUCCAUGGUCAAGCCUUUGACCAAGUCUCGAGGCAACUUUUGCUGUGAGUGGUGCAGCUACCAGACCCCCCGCCGGGAGCGCUGGUGUGACCACAUGAUGAAGAAGCAUCGCAGCAUGGUCAAGAUCCUUUCCAGCCUCCGCCAGCAGCAAGAAGGGACUAACCUCCCCGAUGUGCAGAACAAAAGCGCCCCCAGCCCCACUUCCAACUCCACCUAUCUGUCCAUGAAUGCUGCAAGCCGGGAGAUGCCCAGCGCCAACGUCUCCAACUUCCGGGGCUCCAUCAGUAACUCCAUCAUGAGACCCAAUUCUUCGUCCGCUUCCAAGUUUCCAUCCGUGUCUUACCCUCAGAUGAAGCCGAAGUCCCCUCACAACUCUGGCCUCGUUAACUUGGCGGAGAGAUCGCGUUAUGGCAUGGCUGACAUGACCAAUUCCUCUGCUGACCUGGAAACCAACAGCAUGCUGAAUGACUCCAGUUCUGAUGAAGAGUUGAACGAGCUAGAUAGCGAGAACGGCUUGAAUGCCAUGGAUCACCAGACGUCAGGCAUAUCUGCAGAGCAGCUGAUGGGCUCGGACGGCAACAAGUUGCUGGAGACCAAGGGGAUUCCAUUUAGAAGGUUCAUGAAUAGGUUCCAGUGCCCCUUCUGUCCCUUCCUCACUAUGCAUCGACGUAGCAUCUCCCGUCACAUAGAAAACAUCCAUUUGUCCGGAAAGACCGCUGUCUACAAAUGUGACGAAUGUCCGUUUACUUGCAAGAGCUCGUUGAAGCUUGGGGCUCACAAGCAGUGUCACACAGGUACAACGUCAGAUUGGGAUGCUGUGAAUUCCCAGAGCGAGAGCCUUUCUGCUUCCCUGAACGAAGGUGUUGUGUCUUAUGAGAGCUCGAGCAUCAAUGGCAGAAAGCCGGGGGUCCUGUUGGAUCCCCUGCAGCAGCAACAGCCGCCACCCCCGCCGCCACCGCCACCCCCACCGCCGUCCCAGCCGCAGCCACCGCAGCUACAGCCGCCCCACCAGGUGCCAGCCCAGCCGCAGCCCCAGCCCCCGCCGGUGCAGCCGCCCCAGCCGCCCGUGCCAGGCCCACCCCUGCACCCUUACAAAUGCACCAUGUGUAAUUACUCCACCACGACUCUGAAAGGGCUACGGGUCCAUCAGCAGCACAAGCACUCGUUCUGCGACAACUUGCCAAAAUUCGAGGGGCAGCCCUCAAGCCUGCCGUUGGAGAGCGAGACAGACAGCCACCCCUCUUCCAGCAACACUGUGAAGAAAAGUCAGACCUCAAUUCUUGGGUUGUCCUCCAAGAACAAUUUUGUAGCUAAGGCCUCUAGGAAGCUCGCCAACGACUUUCCCCUCGAUCUGUCACCCGUGAAGAAGAGAACGAGGAUCGACGAGAUCGCAAGCAACCUCCAGAGCAAAAUCAACCAGACAAAGCAGCAGGAGGACGCGGUGAUCAACGUGGAGGACGACGAGGAGGAAGAGGAAGACAACGAAGUGGAGAUAGAGGUUGAGUUGGACAGGGAGGAAGAGCCCACAGAGCCGGUCAUGGAGGUGUCCACAUCCUUCUCGGCCCAGCAGAUCUGGGCGAGAGACGCCGGCGAGCCCCAAAAGGAGCCCAGCUUCAGAAGCGUCGCCCACGACUACAAUGCCACCAACGGGGCGGAAAUUGAGCUCACCCUUUCCGAAGACGAAGAGGAUUACUAUGGCUCCUCGGCGAACAUGAAAGACCACCAGGUUUCCAGUACUGCUCUGCUGAACACCCAGACUCCCAUCUAUGGGACAGAGCACAAUAACGAGAACACAGACUUUGGUGACUCUGGACGGCUUUAUUAUUGCAAACACUGUGACUUUAACAACAAAUCGGCCCGGAGCGUCAGCACCCACUACCAACGGAUGCACCCUUAUAUCAAGUUCAGCUUUCGGUACAUCUUGGACCCCAACGACCACAGUGCCGUGUACAGGUGCCUGGAAUGCUACAUUGACUACACCAACUUUGAAGACCUGCAGCAGCAUUACGGUGAACACCACCCAGAAGCCAUGAAUGUACUCAACUUCGACCAUUCGGACCUGAUCUACCGCUGUCGAUUUUGUUCCUACACGAGCCCGAACGUCCGAAGCCUGAUGCCACAUUACCAAAGAAUGCAUCCCACGGUCAAGAUCAACAACGCGAUGAUAUUUUCCAGCUACGUCGUGGAGCAGCAGGAAGGGCUGAAUACGGAAUCCCAGACGCUGAGGGAGAUUCUGAAUUCAGCCCCCAAGAGCAUGGCAACUUCCACUCCCGUGGCUCGCGGUGGCGGUCUGCCGGCUACAUUUAAUAAAAACACUCCUUCAAAGACCUAUACUCCAGAAUGUGAAAAUCAGAAGGACCCCUCAGUUAACACUGUUGUUGUUUACGAUUGUGACGUUUGCUCGUUUGCAAGCCCCAACAUGCAUUCUGUCUUGGUUCAUUAUCAGAAGAAACACCCGGAAGAAAAGGCUUCCUACUUUAGGAUCCAGAAAACCAUGCGAAUGGUGUCUGUGGACAGGGGCUCUGCCCUUUCUCAAUUAUCAUUUGAGGUGGGUGCUCCAAUGUCUCCCAAAAUGUCCAACAUGGGUUCCCCACCCCCCCCACAACCCCCGCCACCAGACCUCAGUACUGAGCUUUACUACUGCAAACACUGUUCGUACAGCAAUCGGUCAGUUGUGGGAGUGCUUGUCCACUACCAGAAAAGACACCCAGAAAUAAAGGUCACUGCCAAAUAUAUCAGACAGGCUCCUCCCACAGCUGCAAUGAUGAGGGGGUCUGAGGGGCCUCAAGGCUCCCCUCGGCCACCCGCCCCCAUGCAACAGCUGAACCGCAGCAGCUCUGAGCGAGAUGGCCCUCCUGUGGAGAACGAGAUGUUCUUUUGCCAGCACUGUGAUUACGGGAACCGGACGGUCAAGGGUGUCCUCAUUCACUAUCAGAAGAAGCACCGAGACUUCAAGGCCAAUGCAGAUGUGAUCCGGCAGCACACGGCCACCAUCCGAAGCCUCUGUGACCGGAACCAGAAGAAGCCUGCCAGCUGUGUGCUCAUGGCCCCCUCCAGCGCGGAGCGGGACAAAGCGAAACUUCGAGCGCUCAAGUGUAGGCAGUGCUCGUAUACCUCCCCCUACUUCUAUGCACUGAGGAAGCAUAUCAAGAAAGACCACCCUGCCUUGAAGGCCACAGUCACGUCCAUCAUGCGGUGGGCGUUCCUUGAUGGCUUGAUAGAAGCUGGCUACCACUGCGAGUGGUGUAUCUAUUCACACACAGAGCCCAACGGUCUGCUCCUGCAUUACCAGAGGAGGCAUCCAGAGCAUUACGUUGACUACACUUACAUGGCUACCAAACUCUGGGCUGGGCCAGACCCCUCCCCUCCCUCCCUCGCGCUGCCCACGGAAGCCAAAACCUACCGAUGCAGAGACUGUGUCUUUGAGGCCAUGUCCAUCUGGGACAUCACCAAUCACUACCAGGCAUUCCAUCCCUGGGCCAUGAAUGGUGAUGAGUCGGUGCUGCUGGAUAUCAUCAAGGAGAAAGAUGCCAUCGAGAAUCCCCUACCCCCCUCCGCCGAAGAGCUGGUGGGUCCCGUGAAUUGCGAGAACAGCUUGCCCACUCCACUCCCCGAGCAGGAUGCAGAGUGCCCAGAUGAUGCGAGGCUCUCCCCAGAGAAGAGCAUCCAGCUGGCCUCCGCCAACCCGGCCAUCUCGUCCACCCCGUACCAGUGCACAGUUUGCCAGUCUGAGUACAACAACCUGCAUGGCCUGCUCACCCACUACGGGAAGAAGCACCCCGGCAUGAAGGUGAAGGCGGCCGACUUUGCCCAGGACAUCGACAUCAACCCCGGCGCUGUCUACAAAUGCAGACACUGCCCCUACAUCAACACCCGCAUCCACGGCGUCCUGACGCACUACCAGAAGCGCCACCCAGCCAUCAAGGUGACCGCCGAGGACUUCGUGCACGAUGUGGAGCAAUCCGCGGACAUAGCGCAGAACGACGUGGAGGAGACGAGCAGAAUCUUCAAGCAAGGCUACGGCGCCUACCGUUGCAAACUGUGUCCCUACACGCACGGCACCCUGGAGAAGCUCAAGAUCCACUACGAGAAGUACCACAAUCAGCCCGAAUUCGACGUCUUUUCUCCGUCGCCCCCGAAGCUGCCGGUCUCCCUGGAGCCCGAGAUGACCACAGAAGUGAGCCCCUCCCAGGUAUCCGCUGCCGAGGAGGACAUGGGAGAGGAGCCCAUGUCCACGUCGCACUUCUCCGCCUCGCACCUGGUCUCCCACACUGUGUUCCGGUGUCAGCUCUGCAAGUACUUCUGCUCCACGAGGAAGGGCAUCGCCAGGCACUACCGCAUCAAGCACAACAACGUCCGCGCCCAGCCGGAGGGCAAGAACAACCUCUUCAAGUGCGCCCUGUGCGCCUACACCAACCCCAUCCGCAAGGGCCUGGCGGCCCACUACCAGAAGCGCCACGACAUCGACGCCUACUACACCCACUGCCUGGCCGCUUCCCGGACCAUCAGCGACAAGCCCAACAAGGUGAUCAUCCCGUCCCCACCCAAGGACGACUCCCCGCAACUCAGCGAGGAGCUGCGGCGGGCCGUGGAGAAGAAAAAGUGCUCGCUGUGCUCCUUCCAGUCCUUUAGCAAGAAGGGCAUCGUGUCCCACUACAUGAAGCGCCACCCGGGGGUGUUCCCGAAGAAGCAGCACGCCAGCAAGCUGGGCGGCUACUUCACGGCCGUCUACGCGGACGAGCAUGAGAAGCCGGUGCUGAUGGAAGAGGAGGAGAGAGGCAGCUUCGAGAAGGCCGAGGUGGAGGGAAGCGAAGCUGCGGAGACCGAGUGGCUCCCGUUCCGCUGCGUCAGGUGCUUCAAGCUGUCCUUCAGCACAGCCGAGCUGCUGUGCAUGCACUACACCGACCACCACAGCCGGGACCUCAAGAGGGACUUCGUCAUCCUGGGCGGCGGCCCCCGCCUGCAGAGCCCCGCCUACCAGUGUAAGCACUGUGAUAGCAAACUGCAAAGCACAGCGGAGCUGACCUCACACUUGAACGUUCACAAUGAGGAAUUCCAGAAGCGUGCCAAACGUCAGGAGAGGAGGAAACAGCUUUUGAGCAAGCAGAAAUAUGCAGAUGGUGCUUUUGCAGAUUUCAAACAAGAGAGGCCUUUUGGUCACUUAGAAGAGGUGCCAAAGAUCAAGGAGAGGAAGGUGGUGGGCUACAAGUGUAAAUUCUGUGUGGAAGUGCACCCGACGCUCCGAGCCAUCUGCAACCACCUGCGGAAGCACGUCCAGUAUGGCAGCGUCCCCGCCGUGUCCGCCGCCGUGAAGCAGGAGGCCGAAGACCCUUCCCACUUGUUCCUGGAUGGAUUGGAAGUCGCCAAAGAUGCCAGUGGCACCCUGGUGGACCGGGUGGAUGGUGAACACUGCUUGCUUGAUGGAAUGUUGGAGGAUGAAACCCGGCCGGGGGGAUACCAUUGUAGUCAAUGUGACAGAGUCCUGAUGUCCAUGCAGGGGCUGCGUUCUCAUGAGAGGAGCCAUCUGGCCCUGGCCAUGUUUACCCGCGAGGACAAGUACAGCUGCCAGUAUUGCUCCUUUGUUUCUGCUUUCAGGCACAACUUGGAUCGCCAUAUGCAAACCCACCACGGACACCAUAAACCAUUCCGGUGCAAACUCUGCUCCUUCAAGUCCUCCUAUAACAGCCGGCUGAAAACACAUAUACUCAAGGCUCACGCUGGUGAACAUGCCUACAAGUGUUCUUGGUGCUCAUUUUCCACCAUGACAAUCAGCCAGUUGAAGGAACACUCCCUCAAGGUCCACGGAAAAGCCCUGACCCUCCCCAGGCCACGAAUUGUCAGUCUGCUCUCCUCCCACGCGCACCACUCCUCCCAGAAAGCUACCCCGGCCGAAGAAGUAGAAGACUCUAAUGACUCCUCCUACUCCGAACCUCCAGAUGUUCAGCAGCAGUUGAACCACUAUCAGUCCGCCGCGCUGGCGAGGAACAACAGCCGCGUCAGCCCCGUGCCUCUCUCCGGGGCCACCGGGGGUGCCGAGCAGAAAACCGAGGCUGUGCUGCACUGCGAAUUCUGUGAAUUCUCCUCUGGCUACAUCCAGAGCAUCAGACGCCAUUACAGGGACAAGCAUGGUGGGAAGAAGCUCUUCAAGUGCAAAGACUGCUCCUUUUACACAGGCUUUAAAUCUGCUUUUACUAUGCACGUGGAAGCUGGGCAUUCGGCGGUUCCCGAGGAGGGCCCCAAAGAUCUCCGCUGUCCUCUCUGCCUCUAUCACACCAAAUACAAACGCAACAUGAUUGACCACAUCGUGCUGCACCGAGAAGAGCGAGUUGUCCCCAUCGAAGUGUGCCGUUCCAAACUGUCCAAAUACUUGCAGGGAGUAGUUUUCCGCUGUGAUAAGUGCACCUUCACCUGCUCCAGUGACGAGAGCCUCCAGCAACACAUAGAAAAGCACAACGAACUAAAACCUUACAAAUGCCAGCUCUGCUACUAUGAGACCAAGCACACGGAGGAACUGGACAGCCACCUUCGGGACGAGCAUAAGGUGAGCCGUAAUUUUGAGCUGGUUGGACGGGUUAACUUGGAUCAGCUGGAACAGAUGAAGGAAAAGAUGGAAAGCUCCAGCAGUGAGGACGAGGACAAGGAAGAAGAAAUGAGCAGCAAGGCUGAUGACAGAGAUCUGAUGAGAUUUUCCGACCAUGGGGCUGCUAUUAACACCGAGAAACGUUUUCCGUGUGAAUUUUGCGGACGGGCAUUUUCACAGGGCUCUGAGUGGGAAAGGCAUGUGCUGAGACACGGCAUGGCGUUGAAUGACACCAAGCAGGUGAGCAGAGAAGAAAUCCACCUGAAAGAGAGUGUGGAGGACAGUAUUAAGAUGCCCUCUAUAGAGGAAAAGGAAGAUGACGAGGCAAUCGGGAUAGACUUUUCCCUAAAGAGCGAAACAGUAGCCAUUUGUGUAGUAGCUGCUGACAAAUCUCUCCUGGAGAAUACAGAGGCCAAAAAUGAAUAAGCGUUUGGUGAAAUUCUUAAUCAAACCGUACUUGAACCGUGAUGAGAAAGUGGGAGGGCCAGCUUGGGCUGAGAAGGGGGGUGGACAGAAAAGAAGACAGAACAAAGCUGCUUUUUAGGACUGAACAAUCUAUUUUCAAAGCACUGGUACCUGUGUGAAUGAGUAUGUAAAUUAAAGUUAUUUAAAUGGUUGGAAUAUGUGGCUCCUUUUCCAUCACUACACCUAUUCUUCCGGAUCUCCAUCAUGGAAGUGUCAUUUGUUGUGGAAUAUGGAAGCACCUCCCGUGUGCACGGUGUGCUCUGUGGCGGUCUUGGACAGGAUGUGGAAACAGAAGCUCCAUGACAGUAAAAGACUUCUCUUAGGGGAACAACUUUUUGACGCACAUCUUUUGGUGCGUUUUUCUAGUUUUAAUACCUUAAGCUUUUUCAAGACCUAACUGCAGCCGCUUUGGGAAAAAACAAACAAACAAAAAAAACCACAAAAAAAUCAAAAACAGAGAACAAAAAACUGCUUUGCAUAAAACAGUCACCUGUUUCCUAGUACCUCAAACUUAACCAAGGGAAUUCUCUGCAUUUGUCAGUACUACCUGUCGUCGUCGUGGUUAAAUGUAGAGAGAACUGCUGGGCAAGACGGUGAAUGGAGAAAAAAAAAAAAGAGAGUUUUAAAGAAAGGAACACAAAUUGUGCUUAAAAUCCCCAUGUGGGUUUUAUUUCUUAAAAUACUGUGAUUUUUUUAAUUAUUUUAGUAAAAAACAAAACAAAAAAAAGAAACAGACUUUAAUUAUUAGAUAACUGUUUGUGAAUUGUCAUCCUUUAUUCCAGGUAAGCUGUUUAUUAGUGUUCAACUAUAAUUUAGAAUUUGGUAGACUCAUGUGAGCUAAUUUUACGGUGACUGUGGAGUUUUGUUUGCCAUAUGUUUAUUUUCUAUCAAUUUGAGUGUUACAAACACAGCACAAUUCAGUUUUGACAUAAAUUGUUUUUUGUGUGCGUGUUAUUGUUUUAAUUUGGGGGCAAGGGAGAUUUAGGUUCUUUUGUGAAUAGGAAUGUUUUUAUUUUAAAACAUGGAAAUAACAAAGAGGUUAGCUUUUUUUUUUCCCUUAAUUUAACUAAAGAACCAAACUUUUUGGCACAGCUAUGCAGCUUGUGGGCCAGAUGAGGAAGUCCUCUUCACCCUUUUGUUGCUCGUCAAAUUAACACAUUAUCCGUCUCACACAAAUAAUUUGUUAGAAUGGGCUGGUUUUGUGUGUGAUUUUGAAAUCUGUGUUCUGUUUUUGUUUGCAUUGUGUUUGGGGGAGGGUUUUUCAUUUAUUUUUAUGGGACAAGGGGAUGUGCUAGAAUCCCAUCUCUUUGGUGAGAGUGGACAAGAAAUACUUAUAUCCUACAUGGAGCCUGGAGAACUACUUUUUUUUUUUUUUUUUAAUCUAGCUGCCAGCUGCUCUGUUUCCCCAUAUUAGCUUUUUCAGGAGGGAACAGCUUAGACUAAAUCUAAGUCUACAUUUAUAAUAUGUUCUGAUUGUGAACAAAAGGUUUCAUUCCAAAAAAGUAGAAAAGAACUUUCCUUGAAGCCUAGGUUAUAGAGAAGCCUGUGUGUGUGUGUGCUUUGAUGCGUGUGUGCUCAUGUGCGUGUGUGUGAGUCCUUUGGUUUUCAUGUUUUGUUUUGUUUUUGUUUUGUUUUACUUGGAAGGGUUGCGGGGGGGCGGGGGGAGAAAGGGACAGGGAAUUGCUGAGAUGACAGUGUCCCACACAGCUUCAAAUAAAAUCCAUGGAAAGAUACUGCAUUUGUGGAAUAAGUGCUUACUUGAAAAGCAUGUUCUUCUUUUAUUUUCUUGCUGUUAAGAAAUUUUAUUUGUAGGGUGUUUGUUUUAAUUUAAUUUUUUUUUUUUUUAGGGAUGGGGGCCAUCAUGUGGAAACCAGAAAAUGGGGAAAGUGUGAUCUAGACAAAGAUAACAUUUUGUGUCCAUAUUUGUUUUUAAUUGGCCUCAUUUCAAAUGUAUUAAACAGUUCCAUACCUGGAUUGGGUGUUUGUAAUGGUUACCAAAAAAAAAAAAAACAAAAAACAAAAAAAAACAACAACAAACAAAAAAAAAAAAAAAGAAAGAAAAAAAAGGAAAGAAAAAGGAAAAAAAAGAAAAUAAUUGUGACAUGCUUUUAUCACUACUUUAUUUUUCAAAUAACAUGUAAAUAUUGUAAUCCAUUGGAUUUUGUUUUGCUAACCUGUUAAUAAAAAUAUGGGACCAUUAUCCUUUUAACAGGGCUAGAAUGUCAUUUUUUUUUGUUUUCAAACAUAUACCUGAUAUUUUGUGGCCGCACAUUUUGGAUGCAUUAUUAUAAUUCUGUUGACUGUAAUGACAUAGAAUUUACAACUUUUUUUUUUGUUUGUUUAAUUUAUACAGAGGACAUUUUUUUUCAGAGCUUGAGAGAAGAAGAUAAAUAGCAAAAUGAGAACCUGUUGACUCCAAUAAUCAGUGUUUCCCGAUACUUGAUAGGAGAGAGGGAGAUUCUGAGUUCUUGAAGCCAAGGGUUUUAAAAACAACAAAAACACAAGUAGGUUAUUCAAGUUGUUUGCAACAUACAUUUUUGUAAUGAAAUGUGAGAAAUUAAUAAAGAAUUUUUUUCACAUGUG